GCACUCUCCGUCCCAACUGCUUAACCCCGCUCUCUCGCUGUCGAAACUAUUGGUUCGCCGGUUCCCGCUUUCAACUUUCGGCCCCAUCUUGGCUCUACGACGGCCCGAUUUCCCUUCCAUGACGAUCUCCACCACUGGGAAAACGUGCUGCCCCCGAUUCAGCCGAGCACGAGUGUCCCUCCGAUACGGCCGUUCCAUCAACAUCUUCCCCGACACAGAAGAUCGAUAGACUACCUAUUCAUACAUCUCAACAUGGCUGGAAUCGCGUUGCUCGGAGCAGGCAUCUUUGCGCGGGAGGAACACCUCCCCGCCAUCGAGGCGGCCCCCACCCUGGCCCUCAAAGCCGUCUACUCGCGCUCGCAGCACUCAGCCGAGGCGCUCGCCGCCGCCUCCCGGGACCCUUCCUCAGUAGCCAUCUACUUUGACAGCCCCGCGGUCGCGGGCAAGUCCCUCGACGACCUCCUCCAGCGCGCCGACAUCGCCGCCGUCGACGUCGUGCUACCCAUCCUGCAGCAGCCGGCCGUGAUCGACAAGGCCCUGCGCGCGGGCAAGCACGUGCUCUCCGAGAAGCCGAUUGCGGGGGAUAUUGAUGGGGCGAAGCAGUUGAUUGCGUCGUAUGAGGGGCUGGGGGGUGCGGCGCCGCUGUGGGGUGUUGCUGAGAACUGGCGGUACCUGGAGUCGCUGUGCUAUGCGGCGGAGAAGGUGCGCGAGAUUGGCGGGGAGCUGGUGACUUUCAAGUUGCAGAAGUAUGGGUCGAUGAAGCCGGAUAACAAGUACUUCAACACGGCGUGGCGCAAGACUCCCGAGCAUCAGGGAGGGUUUCUCCUGGAUGGCGGUGUCCACUUCGUGGCUGGCUUGCGGUUCCUCCUUGCUGCGGCGGGCCAGGAGAUCAAGCAGCUGGUGGGGUUCAGUGGGCUGCUCGACGAGAAGCUGAUUCCCGUCGACACGGUUCACGCUGCGGCCAUCACCCAAGACCGCAAAAGCGGCACCAUUGUCAUCUCGUUCGGCACCGAGUUCAAGUCUGGCACGGAACUCGAGAUCGUGACGACCAAGGGCGUGGUUUCCUGGAACCCAGUCGAGGUUAAGACGGUGACGAGCCAGGGCGAGGAGAAGAAGGAAUUUGCUUCCAGCUCCGGCGUCACGCCAGAGGUUGCUGCCUUUGCCGAGGCCAUCACCGCCGGCAAAAUCAGCGAUCUGCAAAGCACUCAGGAGGCGCUCAAGGACCUCGAGAUUCUCCAGAGAUUGCUCGAAUCGGGUGCCGGCGAGGGUGCGGCGGUACAGGCGAUCGGACUGUAAUCACGGCGGUGAUAUCGCGGCACAGCACCUAGGCACCAGGCUGGCGGGUUGGUUUCAGCAAGCGUCAUCCCUGUGGCCUAUUGGAGAUGCAUAAUGAAUGCAAUCAAAGCGACUUUUCCACUCAA
Molecule: messenger RNA, 1421 nt
Organism: Chaetomium fimeti
Lineage: Eukaryota; Fungi; Ascomycota; Sordariomycetes; Sordariales; Chaetomiaceae
Product: oxidoreductase-like protein
Exons: 3
Coding region: 253-1296 (347 amino acids)
Biological process (GO): NADPH regeneration
Cellular component (GO): cytoplasm
Molecular function (GO): nucleotide binding; oxidoreductase activity
Source: RefSeq, a predicted model, not a curated record